AUGGCCUCCAACGUAAAGUCCUUCCAGAAAGUGCUGGAUUCCACAGCACUUGCGGCCACGAAAUUCAUCCGCCGACCACCGAUUGAUCCGGCCACACCAAUUCAAGGAAAGCCCCGAGUACCGGGCUCAAACGCAUUCAGAGAGCACCAGGAUAAGGAAGGUCGGCGGUUACAGAGAGCCUUGAACUCUGUCACCCACGGCAAGAACAUCUUCGUGUACAACAACAUCCGUACGAAACAGGUCGUGUACUCAUUGACUCGCUAUCUGGAGAAAACCAACCUUAUCAAGCAAUGUGUCUACCACGGCAAGAAGACUGUUCCCGCCACUGUCCGCAAGGAUAUGUGGGUUCCAUACUUCUCCGUGCACUUCAACGAAGCGCAAGUCGGACUGAACGUGUAUAACCACCUCCGCCAAUUCGCGCUGCUCCGCCAGCUCUCCCCGCCCAAGGAAAUGAUUACCGUGACAAAAGAAUAUCUCGAUUCGAAGCGGCCAGCAGACCUACGGGACCAGAAGCAAUGGGACAAGUUAAACAUGCCAAGACUGGGCCAGAUCAUGAUGAAGAAGGAGCGUGCCUACGCCCUCAUGAACCAGAAGGCCACCGCAGUUGCCGACGUUGCUUUCGUUCUGCAGAAGCACAAAGAACAUAUCCUGGAGGGUGUGCCAGAGAGCGCCAAGGGUGGAUACAAGACUGUCAAGGCCCGUAAGCGCAGGCGUGAGGCUCUCCUGCAGGAGGCUGAACGGGCCAAGGAACAUGAGAACCAAGUUGCAUCGCUCGAGGAGCAGCUGCAGGUCGAGAUUAGUACAGAUCACAACACCCCGGAGGAGGGUUCUGUCAAGAUCUUGUGGCAGGAUGCGUACGAUGCGCAGUGCGCCAAGACCUGGCCGGACUACGUUGAGCACGGCCAGCUGCGCUGGACUCGAAACCACAUGGUUGGACAGGAGUACCUUCCAGUUACCAAGGAUGAAAUCAUCGCCGAUGGUUCGUUUGAGCAGGCAUAG
Penicillium griseofulvum is the source of this 999-nucleotide messenger RNA. RefSeq names its product mitochondrial 54S ribosomal protein mL67. Lineage: Eukaryota; Fungi; Ascomycota; Eurotiomycetes; Eurotiales; Aspergillaceae. The transcript is spliced from 2 exons. Gene Ontology annotation, molecular function: structural constituent of ribosome; DNA strand exchange activity; single-stranded DNA binding. The record is from RefSeq and is a predicted model, not a curated record. Gene Ontology annotation, cellular component: nucleus; mitochondrial large ribosomal subunit. The coding region runs from base 1 to 999 and encodes 332 amino acids. Gene Ontology annotation, biological process: positive regulation of mitochondrial DNA replication; DNA recombination.